Molecule: messenger RNA, 5241 nt
Organism: Sphaerodactylus townsendi
Lineage: Eukaryota; Metazoa; Chordata; Lepidosauria; Squamata; Sphaerodactylidae
Gene: CHRNB3
Product: cholinergic receptor nicotinic beta 3 subunit
Exons: 6
Coding region: 290-1660 (456 amino acids)
Biological process (GO): regulation of membrane potential; monoatomic ion transmembrane transport; nervous system process
Cellular component (GO): postsynaptic membrane; neuron projection; synapse
Molecular function (GO): transmembrane signaling receptor activity; acetylcholine-gated monoatomic cation-selective channel activity
Source: RefSeq, a predicted model, not a curated record
UUGGGCUUUUAACAGUACCCUGGUUAUCGGACACACAACAAGGUGAGGUUUAGGACCCAGGGAGGUGGGUUUUUUUGGCUUCCAGCCUGUGACAUCUGACCAAAAAUCAAUGAAGUGUACUUUAGGAAGCUUCACAGUGGCACGAGAAAAGGCUCCAAAGCUGUUCUCUCGGCUCUCUUCUGAGCCUUCACGCUUCAGAAUUAUUUUGCCUCUGCUGCUUUCUCUCUUCAGAUGCAGUUAGUUUCACCUAUGAAAGGAAAGCCAGACCAGCUUAAAGGCAACUGUGGCGAUGGAGGUGCUCAGUUUUAUUAUAGUGUCCCUUCUUCUUUGUGCACACACUUCAGCUUUCACUGUGUUCAGCUCGUUUGCUGAGAAUGAAGAUGCCCUCUUGCGGCACCUAUUUCAAGGGUAUCAGAAAUGGAUCAGACCAGUAAAACAUUCCAAUGAUACCAUAAAGGUGUACUUCGGAUUAAAGAUAUCACAGUUAGUAGAUGUGGAUGAAAAGAAUCAGUUGAUGACAACAAACGUGUGGCUGAAACAGGAAUGGAUUGACCACAAAUUGUGCUGGAACCCUGAAGACUAUGGUGGAAUUACUGCAAUUCGGGUCCCGUCUGAGUCACUGUGGCUCCCAGAUAUUGUGCUGUUUGAAAAUGCUGAUGGUCGUUUCGAAGGCUCUUUGAUGACUAAGGCCAUUGUCAAAUACAAUGGGAUUGUUGUCUGGACACCUCCGGCCAGCUAUAAAAGUUCCUGCACGAUGGAUGUGACCUUCUUCCCAUUCGAUAGGCAGAACUGCUCAAUGAAAUUUGGCUCAUGGACCUACGACGGCCGAAUGGUCGACUUAAUCCUGGUAGAUGAAAACGUGGACCGGACGGAUUUCUUUGACAAUGGGGAAUGGGACAUUCUAAACGCCAAGGGUAUGAAGGGGAACAGAAAAGACGGGUUGUAUUCCUACCCUUUCAUAACCUACUCAUUUGUUUUAAGGCGCCUCCCGCUGUUUUACACUCUCUUCUUAAUAGUCCCUUGCCUGGGAUUAUCAUUUCUAACUGUCCUCGUUUUUUACUUGCCUUCGGAUGAAGGAGAAAAACUAUCACUAUCGACCUCUGUUUUGGUCUCCCUCACUGUGUUUCUCUUAGUCAUUGAAGAAAUCAUUCCCUCGUCCUCAAAAGUCAUCCCUUUGAUUGGGGAGUACUUGCUGUUCAUCAUGAUUUUUGUCACCCUGUCAAUCAUUGUGACUGUCUUUGUGAUCAAUGUUCACCACCGUUCCUCGGCAACCUACCACCCCAUGGCUCCUUGGGUGAAGAGACUCUUCCUCCAGAAACUUCCGAGGUUGCUCUGCAUGAAAGGCCACGUGGAGCGCUUCUCAUUCUCUGAUCCUGAAGAAACUCUGAAACAGAAGCCAGCCAGGAAACACAAGCACAAACAAUACAAAGACGGAGAAAAAAUUGUGAUCGCUUUCCUGGAAAAAGCUGCUGACUCCAUCAAGUAUAUCUCCAGGCAUGUUAAAAAGGAACAUUUCAUCAGACAGGUAGUGCAAGACUGGAAGUUUGUGGCUCAGGUUCUGGACCGGAUCUUCUUGUGGCUGUUUUUGGUGGUGUCAGUAAUGGGCUCUGUUCUUAUAUUUACCCCAGCUUUAAAGACGUGGUUGCACAGUGGUUUAUAGAAAGAAGUCCAUUCUUCCCUUUUUCAGAAUCUGCUCCAGGAAUAAAGCAGGAGGUUGAGAUUGCUGAUCAGUUAGUGUUCACUAUGAAAAGAGUAAGAAGGGUACAUAGAGGAUGGGGAAAUAAUACAGUUGCUGGCAGCAAUUGGAGUUACAGAUGAGAGUAUCACAAUUAUUAAAACAGAGUUUUAACUCCUUAAAAUGUCCCACAAAUGGAGAAAUCCACUUCUGUUAUAUUUUAGGUGUAUAUCUGCUGACUUGGGUACAGUAGGCCAAGAAGUGGCCAGCCUUUCUUAAGCGCUUUUCUGUGAGAAGGCCUAGAGAUACUAUUGAGGGGGAGUAAUUUUUCAACUGGUUUGUCGGUGGGGAAGCUGAGGGUUCCCCACACUUUUGGGACCUGUGGGCACCUUUGAAAUUCUGACAUGUGGUGGGGACAGCCACGAAAUGGCUCCUGCAAGAAAUGGAACCAACCACAAAAUGGCUGCUACAACUUACCUUUAGUUACACAGUAAAGAUCCUUGUGCUGUGGUGACAGCUGCUGCCAAAGCAAUAUUUUUAAAAAUCUGCAGUCAAUCAAAACUCCAGUGGCCAAUCAAAAGUCUGGCCCUGCCCACUUUCUCAAAACACUUGGUGGGCAACAUUAAAAGGUGUCAGAGGGCACCAUGUCAGCCAUGGGCACCAUUUUGGGGCCACCUGACCUAGUUUGACAACUAAGCCAACUCCAGUGUCAGGGGGAGGUUGGGGUUGGAUAGAACUCUUGUUAAUUCCUCAUCCAGAGGAAUUCCUAGUGGUAGUUAUGGCAGAAUUAAUCUGAGACUUUUUAUUGGCUCGAUUCAUGGACAAAUGUUUCUAUUUCCUGUACUUGAAUUUAGAGCUACUCUCCUUGCCAUGUUUAAAAGUCAUACGUGAUCGAUAAAAGAGACCUGUGUCUUAGAGUGGAGUCCUAAGCAGAGUUACACCCUUCUCAAUCCAUUGACUUCAGUGGAAGGGUGAUAAGUCUGCUUAGGACUGCACUGCAUGAUGCCCAGUGUAGGCUGCAAGAGAGAGUACUGAUGUCCCCCCAUUCCUGGAACCUCCCCAGCAGCAUACCUUUGGUAUAGAAGUUGCCCAGCCCAGCUGCUGUGACUCACAGGAUCAGUCUCAGAAGAGGAAGCCAUAGCCCCAUGAUACACUGUUCCCAGACGACGUGCUGUUGUGGCUGUCCCAGCUCACUACACUAGGUUUGUGCAGUAAGUGUGCAUCAGCUGCACUAUGCAUCUUCUCUCAAAGGUGUUAUAGCUCAGUGGUAGCUCAUAUGCUGUGAAUGCAGCUGGUCAUAGGUUCAGGUUCUGAAAUUUCUUGAUAAACAAUCUCAAACCAGCAAGACUGGGAAAGACACCCCCACCUAACAUUUUGGAGAAACAUGGGAAGUCAGAGCAAACAAGACAUGGUUUAAUGAACCACGGCGUGCAUGGCAGGUAUUUGGCUCCUUGGGAGAAAAAAAGACCCUUUUAAAAGUUACAAAUAUACCUCUUUUGUUAUUCUUGGAAGUUUUUUCAGAAUUCCACUGCCAUGGGUAACCCCUCGGUCAUACAUUAUAUAGGAGAUGAACCUAUUCCAUCACAUUUAGUACCAGAAUUUCAGAGUUCAAAUGUAAGUAUUCCAUUUGGUAAACAGAAUCUACGGAAAAGAUAAGAUCCUUGAUUAUCUAUUUAGAAGAAGAUGUUUAAAAUAUAUCAAGGGAUGGGCACUAGAGCAUAAACUUUAUAAAAUAAAGCAAGCACAGAUCUUUUAUAUUUUAAUAAACAUUAUAGUUCUAUAUCUAAAAUACUUAUGUUUACUGACGUACAGUGCAAUAAAGAUGCAGAUGUAGCGCAUAACAUACAAAUGUCCCUUCACUGCAGGCGACCUUCUUGUAUUUGUUUCCAUUUUUGAAAGCUGUCCUCAGUUUUCUCUUUGUUUUAGCAAAAUUCUGACCCUCUCACACAUUUCAGCUCCUGGAAGGGAGAUGGAACACUGGCUUCUCCCUCCUGAUUGUGGCACUUGAGAGGUGUGAACAAUGCUGCUCAAGAGUAAUGUAAACAUCUCAAUGGGCUCGGAAUUUUUCCUGGAUUUCCUACAUAGGCUCUCACGAAUAUCACAGACCUAAUAGUUCAAUAAGCAGUUACACUCUUCUAAUCUGGUAAAAUUCAGAACUGCACUGUUUGUGUCCUUGCUAGGAUGCCGCGAUGCACUGAAUAGGACUUAUUUCUGAGUAAACACAAUUAUAUUUGCACUACAAGGCUGUGACCAGCUGGUAGAUUUUCAGAGUUGGAUGUUGUUCAGGGUACACACGUUCAUGUCUGUUCCACUUUCUGGUCAACUGGCAUUGCAGGUUUCUGUAACACUUCAAAUAAUACAACAUUUUGAGACUUCCCACUGGGCCAGCCAUGCUAAACUCUUGACUGGUAGUAUGUGCUGCCCCAUCUUCUUGCUGUCUAUAAUCCUGCCCCCAUUACUGAGCAGUAGCUCUUCCAUGGACCUUUGAAGAGAAGAGGUAGUAUGUGCUGCCCCAUCUUCUUGCUGUCUAUAAUCCUGCCCCCAUUACUGAGCAGUAGCUCUUCCAUGGACCUUUGAAGAGGAGAGGUAGUAUGUGCUGCCCCAUCUUCUUGCUGUCUAUAAUCCUGCCCCCAUUACUGAGCAGUAGCUCUUCCAUGGACCUUUGAAGAGGAGAGGUAGUAUGUGCUGCCCCAUCUUCUUGCUGUCUGUAAUCCUGCCCCCAUUAUUGAGCAGUAGCUCUUCCAUGGACCUUUGAAGAGGAGAGGUAGUAUGUGCUGCCCCAUCUUAUUGCUGUCUAUAAUCCUGCCCCCAUUAUUGAGCAGUAGCUCUUCCAUGGACCUUUGAAGAGGAGAGGUAGUAUGUGCUGCCCCAUCUUAUUGCUGUCUAUAAUCCUGCCCCCAUUACUGAGCAGUAGCUCUUCCAUGGACCUUUGAAGAGGAGAGGCGGAAUAACCUUGUAAGCUGAUCCAGCGUGGAGUAGUAGUUAAGACCAGGUGAAUUCUAAUCUGGAGAGCCAGGUUUGAUUCUCCUCCACUUCCACACAUGAGCAAAUAGACUCUAUCUAUGAGCUAGAUUUGUUUCCAUUAACUCCUACAUUCUGCUGUUUAUGACUGGCUCAAGGUCACAGUUCUUUUUGAACUCUCUCAGCCUCACCUACCUCACAAGGUGUCUGCUGCGGGAGGAAAAAGGGAAGGAGCUCUUGUGUUGCUCUUGGGGACUCUGUACAGAAGAGAAAGGUGGGGUAUAAAUUCAGACUCUUCUUUUUCUACGCAAGUGCAUAUAAGCUCAUUCCUAAGGCUAAUAUAUUUAAACUAUACACACUGGGGUAUUUAAUGAUACUAAGAAAUAUGGUUUCCACCUCGCUGAUCAUUCCAAUUGGGUGGUCACAUCUACUAGUAGCAACCCAAGCACACGAAUAAAAAUAUAACAUGUUGCAAUACUGAACUGUACUGUAUGUGGUCAUAGCACUGCUUUCAAUGUUGUCAGACAAUAGCAUCAUUAGUGUAUGGCAGUGGAAAGCUGCACAUACAUGUGAACAUCAUUAAUAAAAAGCAAUAACUAAAUCGC